Pyrgilauda ruficollis (rufous-necked snowfinch) is the source of this 7017-nucleotide messenger RNA. It is a transcript of the gene PRKAR2A, whose product is annotated as protein kinase cAMP-dependent type II regulatory subunit alpha. Lineage: Eukaryota; Metazoa; Chordata; Aves; Passeriformes; Passeridae. Gene Ontology annotation, biological process: regulation of protein phosphorylation. Gene Ontology annotation, molecular function: cAMP-dependent protein kinase regulator activity. The record is from RefSeq and is a predicted model, not a curated record. The transcript has 11 exons. Gene Ontology annotation, cellular component: cAMP-dependent protein kinase complex. Bases 1823 to 3022 code for a protein of 399 amino acids.
GUUGAUUUUUGCUGUUUUAUUGUUGAAACAAAAGAAGAAUUAAAUAAAAAUAUGUACACUGACUACACGCAGCGGUGUCACUAAGCCAACAUCCGUAUUCUCCUUGAGUCAUGUUUGCACAGGUCUGUUUUGUCCCAAGAUGAGCUUCCCAGCAACGUCAAACCUUACGGGCUCAUGGCUCCACUCCACGCAGCCCCUGGGCAUCUGCCAAACCUCCCUUGUACACACAGAUAACAGGUUUUGUACAACAAGCACAAGCAAAAAUCUGAAUAAAGCGCAUUUAAGGGCAUUUGAAUGGGUAUCUCCAAAGCUCACACAUAUCAGCAGUGCUGUGGGUGACGAGGCACUGGCACAGGUCCUGCAGAGUUGUGGAUGCCCCAUGCCUGGAGGCGUUCAAGGCCAGAUUGGAUGAGGCUUGGAGCAAUCUGGUCUAGUGGAAGCUGCUCCUGACCAUGGCAGAGGCUUUGGAACUAGGUGACCUUUAGGGUUCCUUCCAAACCAAACCAUUCUAUGAUUCUGUGUUUAAUUUUUCUGAAAUUCUUAUCUGUAACGCUUUAUUAUUAUCAGAUCAAUACUAUUGCCACCCUUUCAGACUAUAUCAUGGCUCUAUUCAGUGUUUACCAAAAGGUGUGAAAAUCUUGCACUGACUAAAGAAUUGUUCUCUAAUAACAUAAUUCUGAUGAGAAUCCAAGGGUCAUAGGUCCUAAAUCUAACUCCAAACAAGAACUGGAUGGAAGUUCAACUGGAUCUGACCAAGGUCAAAAACCCCUUGUUCUCCUGCUCCUGGGGGAGCUUGGAAACACCCUACGUGCUCCGUGAGGAAGGAGAACCUCUGUCCUUGGCACUGCUGUGCCUGGUUCUGGGCCCCUCAGCUCAGGGAGGACAUUGAGGAGCCCAGAGAAGGGAAUGGAGCUGAGGAAGGGUCUGGAACACAAAUCUGAUGAGGAGAAGCUGAGGGAGCUGGGGGUGUUUAGCGUGGAGAAAAGGAAGCUCGGGGCGAUCGUACUGCUCGCCACACGCGCCUGAAAGGAGAGUGCAGCCAGGUGGGGAUCAGCCUCUUCUCCCACGACACCGACAAAAGGACAAGAGGACGUGGCCUCAAAUUGUGCCAGGGGAGGUUUAGGUACGACAUUAGGCGGAAUUCUUCCACAGAAACGGUGACCAGAUAUUGGAACAGGCUGCCCAGGGAGGUGGUGGUCACCGUCCCUGGACGCGGCUCUCAGUGUCAUGGUCUAGACACGGUGGUUUGGUCAAAGCUGCACUCUCUGACCCCAGAGGUCUUUUCCAACCUAAUUGUUCUGUGAUUCUGACAAGGAACGAGUAUACGGGGCCACUGAUGUGAAAGCAGACUAAAAUAAAACCGCAGCAGCGACGGCGAGGAGGCGCCCGCCUGACCUCCGCCCCUCCCCACAUCCCGCCGCCAGCUGUGGCCCAGAGGUUUCCCAACACCGCUCACAGCCGGCCCAACCCGCCGGGACCGGGGUUUAACGACUCCGGCGGGCGCAGAACGGCGGGCGCCUAUCAGUUUUCCAGAGAGCAGAACCAUCCAGGCACGGACCCAUCCCGUCUCCCGCCGAGCCUCCCCCGCUCGCGCCCGCUCCGCGCCUGCGCCGCGGGGCCGCUCCCGCCCCGUCCCGUCCCUCCCCUCCGCGCCCCGCGGCUCGUGUGACCGGAGCGGCGGGAGUCGGUCCGCGCCCGUCUGGGAGGCCCUGAGCCCGCACCGCCACCGCCACCGGCACCGCCGGCCGCGGACGCGGGGAGGGACGGACGGAGGGAGGGUGGGAGGAAGGGAGGCGAGGCGGCCUCCCGGGUGUCCGGCACCAUGAGCAUCGAGAUCCCGCCGGGCCUGACCGAGCUGCUGCAGGGCUACACGGUGGAGGUGCUGCGGCACCGGCCGUCCGACCUGCUGGGCUUCGCCGCCGAGUACUUCGCCCGCCUGCGGGAUGCCCGCGACCAGGAGGCGGGCGGUGGCCGCAGGGUGGUCAGCUUCGACGGGGAGCCCAUGCAGACCGAGUCCAACGGCGACGAGGAGCCCGACCGCGGCGACGACGAGUCCGACUCCGACUUCGAGCCUCCAGUUGUUAACCGAUACAACAGAAGAGUAUCAGUUUGUGCUGAAGCUUUCAAUCCAGAUGAAGAGGAAGAAGAUACAGAGCAAAGGGUAGUUCAUCCAAAAACCGAUGAACAGCGAUGCAGACUGCAGGAAGCAUGCAAAGAUAUCCUGCUCUUCAAAAACCUAGAUCAGGAGCAGCUGUCUCAGGUCCUUGAUGCCAUGUUUGAGAGGAAGGUGAAGCCUCAGGAACAUGUGAUUGACCAAGGUGAUGAUGGAGAUAACUUCUAUGUCGUUGAGCGAGGAUUGUAUGAUAUUGUUGUAGCAAAAGACAACCAGUCUCGCUGUGUGGGCCGCUACGACAACCACGGCAGUUUUGGGGAGCUGGCAUUGAUGUACAACACUCCUAGAGCUGCCACCAUUGUUGCCACAACAGAAGGAGCCCUUUGGGGACUGGAUCGAGUGACGUUCAGAAGAAUUAUACUGAAAAACAACGCAAAGAAGAGGAAGACGUAUGAAUUAUUUAUUGAGUCUGUGCCCCUUCUUAAAUCCUUGGAGGCAUCAGAGCGAAUGAAGAUUGUGGAUGUUAUAGGAGAGAAGGUGUAUCAAGAUGGGGAACGUAUAAUUUCUCAGGGUGACAAAGCAGACUGUUUUUACAUUGUAGAAUCCGGAGAAGUAAAAAUCUUGAUUAAAAGCAAGACCAUGACGAGUAAAGAAGCUAAUCAAGAAGUGGAGAUUGCCCGGUGUCACAGAGGGCAGUACUUUGGAGAGCUUGCACUUGUCACCAACAAACCCAGAGCAGCCUCUGCCUAUGCUGUUGGGGAGGUCAAAUGUUUAGUCAUGGAUGUGCAAGCAUUUGAGAGGUUGCUUGGACCCUGCAUGGACAUUAUGAAGAGGAAUAUAACACAUUACGAGGAGCAGCUGGUGGCAAUGUUUGGCUCUAGCAUGGACCUGAUGGAUCCAGGGAAUUAGGCACAGGGUACCUCAAUGCCUUCUUAGUUCAAGACACAGAAAAGCCUCCUAUCAGCAACACAACUCACAAGGACAACGGACACUACGGAACAGUUACUGCUGCUGUUUUCUUGGGCAUUUUAGAAACCAUAAACAAGUCUCAGCACAGAUGGAUUGCUCACUCCUCCCUGCCUCCACUUUGCUGCUGAUACUUCAUUAUUAGACCUAGAUUAAAGAUGAUUCUAACCCUAUGUUCACUUACUUGGUUCAGAAUGGCGUCUGUCCAGCAGUUCAAGUGCCUGAUAUGAAACCCAAAGUGUGCAAGACAUUGAAGCCUCCUUCCUUCUGGGUGUCACUGUUGGGGUAAAUUGUCCCAUCAGAUUCUGUAGUGGGAGGUUGCCUGUUCUGCAGAGGCAGCCUGUGGAAUACAAGCCUUUUAUGGGCUGAUUACUUUCAUCUGAUGCUUUCCUUACACGAUGUCAAAUUUGCUUUUAAUUGUAGCAUCUGGGUUUGAAGUUAAAGUAUCAAUGGAGCCAGUGAAUAAGAUGGCACUGAAGUUUUGGUUCACCUGCUGAAAGCAGCAGGUAAAAAAUAUAGAGAACUCUUUAAACCAAGUAAACUGAGCUGGGGACAUGGGAGAGUCUGCUUAGCAACCAGAUGCAGAAAACAUAUUUUAAGUGUUUUCUGAGCAGCAAAGAAAAUUGGUUUACUCUAUGCUGUCCAACAAAGUGCAGUGGUUCAGAUCAAAUGGCCUGAAAGUGUCAUAAUUGUCAUCUCCCCAAAUUUGCUCCUCGUUCCUGACACUGAGUACAUUUUAUGGUGGUGAGAUAACAAUAUAUGACCUUCUCUUACUUACAAAGAUCCUUUAUACUGCUACAUUUCCCAGGGUGCAGUUGUUGACUGGGUCAGUUUUAAAGCUUUUUAAGGAGGUGAAUGUUUUGUAAUUUAAAUGAAGACUACUUCUGUACUUGUUUACAGGAGCUUCCCCUAGUCCUAACAUUUCACAGUAUUUUAACUUCAUUAGACACUUGAAUGCUUCCAAAUACCACAUUGAUUUGCUAAACUUUUCAAAAGUUGGCAACAUUUGACUUUGUAAAGCAAAUGUCUUUGCUAACUGCGCAGUUGGUGUGUUUGAGGAGUCUUUUGGUUUAGGUGAUAACUAAGCUAAUGAUGUUUAUAUAAAAUACCUGUUAAAUUUGCAGCAUUUAUUAGGUAGAUUCUGUUUCUAUAGCUUUAAGGACCUUAAUUGGCAUAUGGCUGAGAUUUUAUCAGGGUAUUAUCUAAAUAAGAAUCAGACCAUGAGAAGGACAUUUUUAUGGUGUUCAAACUGACUAUAUAUAUUAAGACAUUGAAUUUGGAGGUAAUAAAUCUAGUGACCCUUUGAGUUUGCAUUCUUCCACAGCUCAUGCAAAACAUAUUGGUGUUUUAUGGGGUUAUAAAAUUUUAAUAGUGAAUACUAGUGUAACAGAACUUGCUCUUUUUAUUCAUGGCCAUGUAAGCAAGAAUGGAAGGAUGCUAAUCUUGAAUUCCUGCUUUUAGUUAUCACAGUGGACAUUUCUCUAAGGCAUGAGAUGCUUAGCAGCAACUCUAAGUUGAUUUCUGGACAGUUUUUUCCCCAUAGUGGAUGAGCUCCUCCCAUUUCCUGCAAUAUGAGUAAGAUGGAAAGUUGAUAAAUUUGAAUGACUGUUGUCCAGUUACUGUAAUUGCAGUCAUAUUUUUAUAUAAUGCAAAUGAUUUGUAAUGGACACCACUGAACUUGGUGUUUCCAUAUUAUUAAAGUUCUGGUCGUGAUGUCUAAUGGCUGUUCUAACUGCAUGUAUUUUAGAACAGUGAAUUUCACUGCUUUCCUGGGCUGUCUCUUUGUCAUAAAUGACAGCCAAAGAAGCAGCAGGUAUUUUUCACUCAUGCUUCCAAGGUUUAACACCAAAGAGAAGAAUAAUUGUUUUCAUCACAGAAUUUAAAUACCAAACAAAACCCAAAUCUUCUUGUUGGUUUCAACAAGAAAAAAAAAAAGAAAAAAACCCACUCAUCAGCUCCUUGCAGUGAUAGCAGGUAUAACUUUAAGAUACUUUGGGCUCCAUGACAGAGAGAAUUUCUGAAGCCAGCUCAUGACUGUCCUGUGAACCAAACAGGAACUGGUCUCUGAACCAGCCUGAAUUUCUGUGCUGCCUAAACUGUCAUGUGAGCUAAAGAGAAACUUGCUGUGAAUAAUCACCAGCUGGCCUUUGUUGCUCCCAGGCAGAAUAUCCUCUCCUUUAUCCAGAGAAGCCUGGCAGGUUGAGCUGCCUUACAGAUGGAUUCUGUAAUGCCUUUUGUUCUGUGCAGGACAGGACUGUAACCUCAGCACAGGCAAACACAGGCAGUUGUUCCAAAGCUUAACUGAAACCCAGGCAAGGCUGAUGUCAGAUUCUUGAGAUAUUUCUGCCUCGAAGGCAGAAUUUGAUGGUUUCUAAAAGUCAAAGGAAAAGAAUAUAAAAUCAAAAUACUGCGAUCCCACGUGAACAAGAACAAGCUUUUGAAGUUUUACCUUUCUCUGGGCUCCCUGGACCAAUGGCAUACUGGGCAAUGCCAUCCUGCAUCCAGGGUCUGUGCAGCAUCAUUCUGUGGUGCAGAGGCAGCUGGCUUUGAGCUGAAAGAGAAUGAGCUGCUAAGAAGGCUCAUCCAUUUAAGAACUAUAAUGUGUGCCAUGUGCCUGAUUAGUUUGGUCUAGUUUAACCAACCUGUUUGUACAGUUUUGGAGCAUGAAGGUAGUGGAAAGAAAGCUGCUUUAGUAAGAUACUCAAUAUUGCCAGGAGUCUGGUUAGAGCACCAGCAGUGAGCAAAAGUGGGUGAUGUGCAAGUGCUGAUACUGAGUCCAGGGAGCAAGUACAGCACCUGUUUGUGACCAUCUGCCCCAUCCCUGUAUCUCAGCUCCUUCCUUUGCACUCUGCUCAUUGCAGCUGUUGCCAUGGAGUAAGCCCAGGUGUUUUGUUACUGCUCAGUGUUCAGUAAAUCUGCCACUGACUCUCUGAAAUUGGCACUGAAGAGAGAUUUAGGUUUUGAUAAAAGAAUGCAGCAGCAAAGUGGGCACAGAGGAUCAUGUUUUCGAGGCUUAGAGGGAGACAUCUCCCAUUUGUGAUUCCCUGCUUGUGAUUGUUGUGAAGUCAGUGAGAGGAGCUUUCAGUGGUUAAAUAUCCUGGCACUUGGUAUUUCUGUCUAAUGUCACAGCACAGGUUCGACAAUGUAAAACAAAAAAGUGUGGAAGUGCUUCCUUCUUAGAAACAAAAGUGCAAAACUUAAAAUAAAACUUUGAAAACAAAGUGCAAUUUUGCACAGAGGGCAAAAAAACCCUGAAACCCCUUUGAAUGUCACUUCCAUUCUUUCUUUCUUUUGCUGAAAGCAGACUCUUGUUCUUGACUUGUAUUUGUAAACUAGUCUUGCCAAAAUACACGUUGGGUUUUUUCACUUCAGAUAAUUUUUGUUGUUACAGUCGUUGCUGAUCAUUUUAACUUUUUUCAAACCAUAAAUUUUAUUUCAAGAGGCCUUCCCUGUGGAUUUCCUCCUGGCGCUCUGCAGCACUACACUGCUCUUUCAAGAGGCAAGAGAAGGUCACCUCACAGGAGACACUCAACACAGCUUAGCUGGCUGGAGCUAAUAAUGCGCUACUAAUUUUCCUCUGUGGGGCAGGAGGGGAAUUAAAUUCUGCAUAAAGUUGCUACCUCAAGGCUCCAAGUGCUUUUAAAGGUCUUUCACUUGGGAGAAUUUAAUAAGACAGUUCUUAAAAUUGGUCUGUUCUUUUGAGUUAAAUGGGUUUUUUUUAAUUGAUUCAUUGAGGGACCCUUAUUUUAAUUCAUUUUACUACUUGAUUCUCAAAGGAUGAACAGCUGCAAAGUUUGGUUCUUGCACUGUAGUGUUGAACAUGAAAGAAAAAAAAUCUGCCAUAUAAACAUAUGGUUUUAACAAGUUAAACCACUCUGGGGUUCAGCUUCACUUUUGGUUAAUAAAAAACUGACCUGUUGUGUCCAGCCUUCCUUACA